This is a messenger RNA of Acaulospora colombiana, 243 nucleotides long. The record is from the annotation of a GenBank genome assembly. NCBI's taxonomy places the organism in Eukaryota, Fungi, Glomeromycota, Glomeromycetes, Diversisporales, Acaulosporaceae.
GCUCCAUGGAACGGAUUGAGUCGGCGAGCGUGGAUUGAUGAGAACGCGCUGCAGCCCGGUCAAGUUACGCUUGACUGGAAUUGGGGAGAUGUAAAGUUCUCGGACGUAAAGCUCGACUUACUUGAGGCGUUAUGGGCACGUAAUGCGACAAGUACAGAGAGGGCACAUUUUAUCAUGAACGAGAUGCGUGACGUUGGAUUAGAUGCCGGAACGCAGGACUAUGUCUUUUCCACACCUCUCAAA